AUGUGCGUCGUCGUCGCGGAGGCGACGUCGAUACCGGCUGAACCGCGCGAGGUGACGCGAUACGGCGCGGCGCAGAUUACUGAGAUUUCUUACGAACAACUCGACGCGGCGGACGCGACGGAGGGCGAGACCGCGGGCUCGGGGGACUGGAUCGAAAUUUACAACCCGAGUGAAACCGACAAAGUAGAUCUCACCGGUUGGGCGUUCACCGAUCGCAGCGCGCGCGCGAUCGAAAAGAAUCCCGAAGUCGCGGUUGGUCAUUGGUUCGAGCUGCCCGAACUCGAGCUCGCCCCGAAAUCGUUCGCCGUGCUCGCGCGCGACGAAAUGGCGUUUCGCACAGCGUAUCGCGACCGCGACAACGCGCUCGACGCGCUCGUCCGAGGGAGCUUCAAGUUUGGACUCACCGCCAAGGGCGAGACGGUUCGUCUUUUGGACGCGUCCAACGAAACCGUGUACGAGCUGACGUACGACGACAAGUCCCCGUGGCCCGACACCUCGGAAGGUGGACACAGCCUCGAGCUCAUCGACGUUCGUCUAGAUCCGAACGAUCCGUUCAGCUGGAUCAGUUCAUACGAAGAGGGAGGCACGCCGGGCGAAAUCAACUCGAUCGCGGUCUCGUGGGGGUAG
Ostreococcus lucimarinus CCE9901 is the source of this 627-nucleotide messenger RNA. RefSeq lists its product with no specific name. The coding region runs from base 1 to 627 and encodes 208 amino acids. The record is from RefSeq and is a predicted model, not a curated record. Lineage: Eukaryota; Viridiplantae; Chlorophyta; Mamiellophyceae; Mamiellales; Bathycoccaceae. The transcript has a single exon.